AUGGAAGACAGAGCAUACCUCCCUCUAUACCUCCCAGGCCGUGCGAGACAGCUUUCAAACCGACUCCCCGCCAUGAGGCCACCUCAAUCGUUAACAUCUUCUUCGCGUCAGAACCCGCCCCCGGCCCAUGUCCCCAUUCGCCCACAAUCAGAGGUCAUCGUCAUCGACAGCAGUGACGACGAUGACGAUGAUGAGAUUCAACUUCUCCCUGUCCCUCCCAGUGGAACGCUCUUUAAGUCUGGUACAAAACGUCCUAGACCUGGAAAGAAACUUUCUUUCCCCACAACGGCUCGAUUAUUCGGCACCCUUCCUCCCCCUCCCCCCCUGCCGAUAUUCAGAACAUUCAACCCGUACUGUCCCAAUGUCAGAAGCAAUUCUGAAAAAAGUGACGACCCUAUCCUCCUAACAGAAUCUUAUCUUCCCACUCCCCCGUCUUCCGCACUUCCUACUCCCCCGUCUUCCGCAACCCCUCCCGCCCUCACUUAUCUUCUCGACACAACAACACCUUCCGAAUUGGCUUCACUUUCUAUCCGACCCCCCUCUCCAGAUUUUCCGUGCUCGUAUCCCCUUCCUCCCGUCCCACCGCCAUCAACAGCAUCAACGUCGUCGACGUCUGGUCCCCGGAAGUGCGCAGUGGUAGAUGUAAACGGCCGAGGCAAAGGACUCGUCCUCACUCGCUCCGUUUCGAGAGGGGAGAUCAUCAUCGCUGAAGCCCCAUUCUUUCAAUUAUCUUUUCCUUUGGAGGUAUACAAUGUGUACAAAACUUAUCGGAAGCUGGGUCCGGAGAAGAGAGAAUUGUUCCUUUCUUUCCCAAUUGGGGCAGGUGAUGAUGUUCUCGUCAGCCGGGCAAGGACGAGUGUGAUACCUCUCGAAGAUCACAGAGAGGACUAUGAGACGUCUUCGGAUGCGGAUACCGAUCCCUGCGGUCUCUUCGAACACAUCUCAAGAGUGAACCACUCGUGCGCUCCGAAUGCGGUAUGGACAUGGAAUGCGGAUGAAGGUUUGUUAUAUUUAAGAGCAUGGAAAGAUCUGAAAAAUGGGACCGAGAUCACUUGUGCAUACAACGAUCAAAUUUGCAUCGAAUCCAGUUCCCUACGACGAGCUUACUUUGAAGAAAACUUUCAGUUCACUUGUUCAUGUACCGCUUGUUCUCGACCCACCCAUCAUCUUAAAAAAUCCGAUACUCGUCUUGCUCGUCUUAGGGAGAUACUCAGUCUCUGGGAUCGACGGAUAGGCGAUUUAGGACGACAUCCUUUUCUCAAAGGACAGCGAGAAGAAGCGAUUGCAAUACAAGAAGAAGCAAUCAACAUCUUAUCGGAAGAGAAAUUGUUUCACCAUUUAGGUGAGGCUUAUAAGGAUCUGAUGGAGAUUCAUACCUUGUGGGGUGAUAUAGGUGGGAGUCAAUCUGCUGCAGAGGGUUGGGAGAAAUGUCUCGAAGGCGUGUUGGGUAGAGGAAAGGCUGAGAUAAUCGUCGAGCAGGUCUUUCUUGACCCAAAGAAAGUCACGGAUUGGGGUUUGUUUAGCGAGCCAGCAAAGGGAAAGAGAAGAAAGUAA
This is a messenger RNA of Tremella mesenterica DSM 1558, 1554 nucleotides long. RefSeq lists its product as uncharacterized. Bases 1 to 1554 code for a protein of 517 amino acids. Gene Ontology annotation, molecular function: protein binding. The transcript has 3 exons. NCBI's taxonomy places the organism in Eukaryota, Fungi, Basidiomycota, Tremellomycetes, Tremellales, Tremellaceae. The record is from RefSeq and is a predicted model, not a curated record.